AUGCCAGGGGAUGUCCAGAGGUAUCAGUAUCUCUCUCCAGAGGUAUCAGUCUCUCUCUCCAGAGGUAUCAGCCUCUCUCUCCAGAGUUAUCAGUCUCUCUCUCUCUCUCUCCAGAGUUAUCAGUCUCUCUCUCUCUGUCCGUCCCUCUCUCUCUCUCUCUCUCUCUGUCCGUCCCUCUCUCUCUCUCUGUCCGUCCCUCUCUCUCUCUCUGUCCGUCCCUCUCUCUCUCUCUGUCCGUCCCUCUCUCUCUCUCUGUCCGUCCCUCUCUCUCUCUCUCUCUCUCUCUGUCCGUCCCCCUCUCUCUCUCUGUCCGUCCCUCUCUCGCUCUUUCUCUCUCUGUCCCUCGCUCUCUGUAUCUCUCUCUCUGUCCUUCUCUCUCUCUCUCUCCAGAGUUAUCAGUCUUUCUCUCUCUCUCUCUCUCCAGAGUUAUCAGUCUCUCUCUCUCCAGAGGUAUCAGUCUCUCUCUCUCUCUCUCUCUCUCUCUCUGCAGAGUUAUCAGUCUCUCUCUCUCUCUCCAGAGUUAUCAGUCUCUCUCUCUUUCUCUCUCUAUCUCUCUCUCCAGAGUUAUCAGUCUCUCUCUCUAUCUCUCUCUCUGUCCGUCCCUCUCUCUCUCGCUGUUCGUCCCUCUCUCUCUCGCUCUCUCUCUCUCUGCAGAGUUAUCAGUCUCUCUCUCUCUCUCUCCAGAGUUAUCAGUCUCUCUCUCUUUCUCUCUCUAUCUCUCUCUCCAGAGUUAUCAGUCUCUCUCUCUCUCUAUCUCUCUCUCUCUCUCUCUCUCUCUGUCCCCCUCUCUCUCUCUCCAGAGUUAUCAGUCUUUCUCUCUCUCUCUCUCUCUCCAGAGUUAUCAGUCUCUCUCUCUCUCCAGAGUUAUCAGUCUCUCUCUCUCUCCAGAGUUAUCAGUCUCUCUCUCUUUCUCUCUCUCCAGAAUUAUCAGUCUCUCUCUCUCUCUGCAGACAUUUAAGUCAUUUAGCAGACGCUCUUAUCCAGAGCGACUUACAAAUUGCAGAGUUAUCAGUCUCUCUCUCUCCAGAGUUAUCAGUCUCUCUCUCUUUCUCUCUCUAUCUCUCUCUCCAGAGUUGUCAGUCUCUCUCUCUCUCUCUCUCUCUCCAGAGUUAUCAGUCUCUCUCCAGUAUCAGUGUAUCUUCAGACUUACCCAGCAUCGUUGUCCGUCCUCUUCAGUACUUUGGAGAUGUGAGGAAGAAUGUGUCUGAACUGAGAGAUAAACUAGAAGACUUCCUUAAAGGAGAAUGGACCAAGAUCUCCACUACAGUGAAUAUAGUGGAUGUUGUACUGCCUCCAGAGCUCAAGACCAGAGAACAGUUGUUACAAUAUUCCUGUCAGCUCACACUGGACCCAAACACAGCACACACACGCCUCUCUCUGUCUGAAGGGAACAGAAAGGUGACCUGUACACGCCAAGUCCAACCAUAUCCUGUCCAUCCAGACAGAUUCACCAACUACUGUCAGGUUCUGUGUAGUGAGGGUCUGUCUGGACGCUGUUACUGGGAGGUGGAGUGGACUGGUGUUGUUGUUACAGCAGUCUCAUAUAAAGACAUCAGCAGAACAGAGAGCGGUAAUGAUGGUGGAUUUGGACUCAAUAACAAGUCCUGGAGUUUACAUUACUAUAGAGGUGAUUAUUGGUUCAGACACAAUAAUGUUGAGACUAAAGUAUCAGGCCCUCAGUCCUCCAGAGUAGGAGUGUACCUGGAUCCCAAGGCAGGUACUCUGUCCUUCUACAGUGUCUCUGACACAAUGACCCUCCUCCACAGAGUCCAGACCACAUUCACUCAGCCCCUCUAUCCUGGGUUUUGGUUCCAACUAAAUGGUACUGCUGAGCUGGUUAAACUGUAAACUGAUUUGUUAUUAAUUCAAAUUCAAUACAAUGUUUUAGUCUUGUACAUUUCCAUGAAUCAUGAUGUCUGGUGUUGAUGUAUAUUGGUUGUCAUUCAGAACCAUUGAUAUGUUUUCUCAGUUGGUUCUCUGUCUCUAUGUAAUUCUCCUCAGUAUCAUUGAUCAGCUUGUUGGCUCGGUCCUAAUUGAUGUGUUCUCUGUCACCUGGAGCUGCAUGGAAAAUGGUCCAGGAACUAAAGGACAAUUCAGGACUAGUCAGCCCACUACAAGCUGGUAUCACUUACGUUCUACUAAACUAUAUGGUCUGGUUUCCCAGACACAGAUUAAUCCUAGUCCUGGAAUAAACAGUAUGUUCAAUGUAGACGUCCAGGAAACCGGCCCUAAAUGUGUCAUCUUUCAUCCUCCUAUACUGCUCAGUCCAGCAACAUUAAACCUGUCCAGCAGGUGGUGCUGUUGACCAAACAAUAAAACCAGCAGAUAUCUUGACUUGCCACUCAGUAUAUCAGUAAUGUUCAGAAUAGUACUUUAAUAUCAUUGGAGAUUGAUGGUCUUUUUAAUCCACUAUCCAGAGUCAGGAACAGAUGAAGUUAGGUCUGCUACUGUUCAGUGAUUAAAUAUGAUUUAUGGUGAUGGGAAAUAAUAAAAAACACUCAACUUCA
This is a messenger RNA of Oncorhynchus nerka (sockeye salmon), 2507 nucleotides long. RefSeq names its product serine-rich adhesin for platelets-like. The coding region runs from base 1 to 1848 and encodes 615 amino acids. The record is from RefSeq and is a predicted model, not a curated record. Gene Ontology annotation, molecular function: protein binding. Lineage: Eukaryota; Metazoa; Chordata; Actinopteri; Salmoniformes; Salmonidae. The transcript has 4 exons.